GCCUCCUCCAGACGGAAUAGGCCAUUCAGAGAUCUGGGGGCGUGGCCUGUGUCCAUGGGGACCAGGGAUGGGCUCUGCCAAGCUCGCUGUUCACCCCCAUUGUUCGCUGAAUCGAGUCACUUGGAGCGGGGCGGAGUGGAGAGAAGCAAUCAAGGCGGUGGCGACGGGGCCAGCAGAAUAGCCAUGGAUAUGAUGAACAUAAUAGAUCAACCCAUCAAGGUGACAGAAUGGCAGCAAACAUACACCUAUGAUUCAGGCAUCCAUUCUGGAAUGAACACCCAGGUGCCAUCAGUCAGCAGCAAGGGCUUGAUGGAUGAAGAUGACCUCUAUGGCAAGCAGUACACCAUUAAGAAAACUACUACUUACAGCCAACCUGGAUCAGGGCAGGCCCAGACUCAAGCGGAAUUGGAGUCCCAGCUUGCAAUGACCCGUGCCCAGCGCAUCCGGGCGGCCAUGUAUCCAGAGACAGCUGAAGACCACACUCUGCUACUGACUACCCAAGUUGAGGGGCAGCAGACAAAUGUACAACGAUUGGCUGAGCCCUCUCAAAUGCUCAAGUCAGCCAUUGUGCACCUCAUCAACUACCAAGAUGAUGCUGAACUAGCCACUCGUGCUAUCCCUGAACUCACCAAACUGCUGAAUGAUGAAGAUCCGGUGGUAGUCAGCAAAGCAGCCAUGAUUGUAAACCAGCUGUCUAAGAAAGACGCCUCACGCCGGGCUCUUAUGCAGUCUGCUCAAAUUGUUGCUGCUGUGGUGCGCACCAUGCAAAACACCAGUGACCUGGAUACAGCCCGCUGCACUACCAGCAUUCUCCAUAACCUGUCUCACCAUCGUGAAGGGCUGCUGUCCAUCUUUAAGUCUGGGGGUAUCCCAGCCCUUGUGCGUAUGCUUAGCUCUCCAGUGGAGUCAGUCUUGUUUUAUGCCAUCACUACUCUUCACAACCUACUGUUGUACCAGGAAGGUGCCAAGAUGGCUGUUCGCCUUGCUGAUGGUCUUCAGAAGAUGGUCCCCUUGCUGACAAAGAAUAAUCCUAAAUUCUUGGCUAUCACCACUGAUUGUUUGCAGCUGCUUGCCUAUGGGAACCAAGAAAGCAAACUCAUAAUUUUGGCCAAUGGAGGUCCCCAAGCUCUUGUUCAAAUUAUGCGAAGUUACACCUAUGAGAAACUUCUGUGGACUACUAGCCGUGUCCUCAAAGUCCUAUCAGUCUGCCCCAGCAACAAGCCAGCCAUUGUGGAAGCUGGUGGUAUGCAAGCUCUGGGAAAGCACCUGACUAGCUCCAGUCCAAGACUUGUGCAGAACUGUCUGUGGACUCUAAGAAACCUCUCAGAUGUGGCCACAAAGCAGGAGGGUCUUGAUGGUGUCCUGAAGAUUCUGGUCAACCAAUUAAGUUCAGAUGAUAUCAAUGUGCUGACUUGUGCAACUGGUACCCUCUCCAAUUUGACUUGCAACAACAGCAAGAACAAAACCCUGGUGACUCAGUCAAAUGGAGUUGAAGCCCUCAUACACACUAUACUCCGAGCUGGAGACAAAGAAGACAUCACUGAACCAGCUGUGUGUGCUCUCAGGCACCUCACCAGUCGGCAUCCAGAGGCUGAAAUGGCACAGAAUUCUGUGCGGCUUAACUAUGGAAUUCCUGCCAUUGUUAAGCUGCUUAAUCAGCCCAACCAAUGGCCACUGAUCAAGGCUACAAUUGGCCUCAUCCGUAACCUGGCUUUAUGUCCAGCCAAUCAUGCCCCCCUACAAGAAGCUGCUGUCAUCCCUCGCCUUGUUCAGCUACUCGUAAAGGCUCACCAAGAUGCUCAACGUCAUGCAGCUGCAGGCACACAGCAACCAUACACGGAUGGGGUAAAGAUGGAAGAAAUUGUAGAAGGCUGCACAGGUGCAUUACACAUUUUAGCCCGAGACCCUAUGAACAGAAUGGAAAUCUUCCGUCUAAACACCAUUCCUCUCUUUGUGCAGCUCCUAUAUUCUCCAGUGGAAAACAUUCAGCGUGUGGCAGCCGGCGUACUGUGUGAGUUGGCUCAGGAUAAAGAGGCGGCUGAUGCCAUUGAUGCAGAAGGUGCUUCAGCACCAUUGAUGGAGCUUCUGCAUUCCAGAAAUGAGGGCACAGCUACAUAUGCAGCUGCUGUGCUGUUCCGCAUCUCUGAAGACAAGAACCCAGACUAUCGGAAACGUGUCUCUGUGGAACUCACCAACUCACUCUUUAAACACGACCCUGCUGCUUGGGAAGCUGCCCAGAGUAUGAUACCCAUUCAUGAACCAUAUGCAGAUGAAUUGGAUGGAGGAUAUCGUGCCAUGUAUUCUGGGGAAAUCCCUAUGGACCACAUGGACAUGCACAUGGACAUGGAUGGAGACUACCCCAUGGAUACAUACAGCGAUGGUGUGCGAGCACCUUACCCAGACCACAUGCUCGCCUAAUAUGUCCCUUGGACGUGUUGGGCAGGACUCAAGCAGAUGUUUCCUUAACACAGAAGAGGGCAGCCCCAGUGCUCAAGUUCUGGGCGUUCAGGAGACAGAAGUGCCUGAGAAAGAUGAUGACAAAUUUCUUCCUUUCCCUUUGAGGCGGUUUUAUUUUCUUGUUUCCCUCCUGUGGGCUUAUGGGACCGAUUCCCAGUCCAUAAUCUGUGCUGCAGCUAACAACAUUGUAAUAUUAGCAGUCAGCUAUUCUUUCUGCUCUUUCCCGCAAUAUUUUUUGUUAACAUUCACUAUAAUUUUUUCUUGCAAAUUUGAGCACUAUCCUUAAACUGCCAUUGGAUCCUGAUAAGUACUUUUAAACCUGUACCCUAAAACUAACACACACUGAUGAUAAAAUGUGUGAGAGAGAAAAAUGCAUACAUAGAUAGUGUGUUUGGUGCAGAGUUUUUCAUUUCAUAGGAUUGUAUUUGCCUCUUUGUAUUUUUAACACAAAUCAGAACUAAAUCAAAGGAGGAUAAAAUGAGAAUAUUUCUAUUAUAUCCCUUUUAUUUUUUACACAUUUAACUUUUAAAAAUAAAAUAGAAUCAGCCAUUGGGUGUAAAUUCACCAAGAAAUAAACAGCUUUGCAUUUGUCCAGUUUCUUCCAUUUUUUUUUAACCCAACUGGUGCAUUUGUGGAUUUGACACCUCAACCCAAUCAGAUUUUUAAUCUGCCGUAUAAACAGGAAUAACUAAAAAAAAAAAAGGUAACAACUCUUCCUGUUCACCAGGCCACCUUUUUCAUAUUUUUAAUCCAAUGCCCCCUUUUUUGUUCCUUCCCUUUCUCACAAUCUUCCUGGUGAUUGGCGUGCUCUCUUCCUCCUCCUAUUCCCUUGCUCCUUCUAAUGCAUUUUUAAAAGCAGCUCUCAAUGUGAUGGUUUAAGGCUUCCACUGGAAAAGGGAUCGAUGUAGCUGCAAUUGUACUUUAGAACAUUUUAUUAUUAUUUCUCUAAGGGAUUUUUUUUGUAUAGACCAAAGCUAGAAAAAAACCAACAAAAACAAAUAAAAUUUUAAACCUAAACUUGCAAUGCAAAUGAACUACUUUUUUGCGUUUACUUAGUAAAAUUCUGUUGAAUUGGGGUGGGGGGAAGCGCAAGAAUAUUCACAGAGGGAAAGGAUUGUGGAAAAUGUAUGUUCAAAUUAGGUUAUACAGAUUUAAACUAAGGGAAGGGGGAAUAUUUUUCCUUGACCCAGUUUUCUUGUAAGUGGUGGGCCUUGAGAGAGAACAUAGUGUGAUUUGGUGAUGUCUAAGACCAAAUGGUUAAAUAUUUGAAUUGGUGUGUUCAAUUUUAAUUAGAGAGGCUGAAAAGUGAGAGUACACAAUUUCCUAAGGCUGAUCUGGACUGCAGAAGGGAGAAGGAAGAAGAGAAUAAAAAAAGAAACUAUACAUUCUUGUGUCACACUGUUCAGAUUUCUUUGAAUUCUGUACUUUGAUCUUUCAAAAACAGCUUUCAUUGAAGUUGUGGUACUAAGCAGCUUUCAACAAUGCAUUGAAGGCAUCCAGCACGUAUUUGACUAAACCUUUUGUACUGAAGACAAAGUUCAAGAGCUUGGAAAUUCUUCCGUUAUGCAGAUAUAUAUCCGCAUAGUGGAAAGGCUAUACCUGGCUGCAUGUUGCAGCAGUUAAUGUUUGUUGAACAUUAACUGGUAUGCUGAUACGUUGUCAACAUGUGAAAUCACAAUUUGCCCUUGAAGUCAGUUGUGGAAGCUGACAUGUGAUCAGCUAAUCCAACUGCAGGAAACGGCUAGCUUUACACUAUCAUAAUCCUUUCAACUUCGAUUCCCAUCAAUAAGUACCAUGAGGAUGACCAAUGGGGAAAGACAGUCCUUGACUUAUGGCAGGUUACUUAACUAUUUGAAAUUACGACAAGCUCACAACAGGUGUUUUAUGGCCUUCAUAAAAUGUCUUCCCCCUCCCCCCCAAAAAUCUAUCAGGAUCAUGUGACUGCGUUUCAGUUGCUUGGCAACAGACUCGCUUUUAUAUGGACAAAAAAUAUUCAUUCAGAAAAAAUGGGUUUGCACUUAAAACUGCACCGUUUGCUUCAUGGCUGCAGAUUCAACAACGAUAGUAAUUCACUUCACCACCACUGCAAAAAAGGUCAAAAUCAGGUCUGAUCGCAUGGGUACCUUGACUUAUGACUGUAAUGACAUAACUCUAAAUCUGGUCCAUUGAAUUGCAGUCAUAAAUUAGGGACUACUUGUAUAGUCUAAAGUAACUGAAGAGCGCUCGUAUGGGAUGUGCCCACAUUUUCCAUUGUCUUAAUCCUUAAAGUAGUGAGAAGGUAGCUAUAGCUCCAAGGCCACAUGUAUUCUUUUUGCCCUCAGAUCUGAUCAUAAAUGCUCAAAACAACAGCAUAAUUUCAUGUUAGUUUAAGGUGGGAAACAACUGAAGUAGAAGACAGCUAUAUUGCAGAUAAAACUUCUCCGAAAGCCCAGUCUGAUGUCAUGUUAUAGGCCCUAGCCAUUUUUAACUUUUAUCCCCCCCACCCCCCACCCCCAUUUAAGAGACAUCCUUGUUUCUGCCUCUUCUAUGCUGCAGGAGUAUGUGGCUGUAAUCUACGUAUCUAUACCCCAGAAUGCUGCAAUGAUUCAGGUGUGCCACUUACAUGUAAACACUACAAAAUAUAUGUAUCAGAGAUGAAAAGGAAACUACAUGGAUAAAGUUCUUUUGUGUAGCUUCCUUUGCAAUUUAUCUCUUCUCCGUAAACAGUAACCUGUCCUGUCCUAUACUUCUAAAAUCUGUAUCAUGACUUCUAUUUUGGUUCCUGACACUAAGCAAAUUAUUUUUAACAUUCCCUGUUGAGCAGACAUCUUUUUCCCAAUGACAAUGAAACAUUGAGAAUAGAUAAAAUGUUAGCAAGUUUGUGACGUGCUAAACUUGUACAUCAAAAAUCCCAGUGAAGCAUUGGAUAGGAGUCAUAGUAUAUAAGAGCAAUCUUCUCUUGGGUUAAUUGUGUUUGUUGCAGAAACACUGCAAUAUCAGUUUCCUACAGCACAUGUGAUUAUUUAAAACAAACUUUUCCAACAUUUCCAGUUAUUUGGGACUGAAAUUCAUAACCUUCAUUGUCAAAGAUGAUGGCUGAAAAUUCUCAUUUUUUUUCUAGCCCUCCCUCCUAUAUGGACUCUGUAAAUUAUGGAAUUUCUAUGAUGAAACAGCUAUUUUCACCUAAUGAUAUUUAUAACUUUCUCUGAUGUAAUGGACUAGGAUAGCAAUCUCUCCCCCCCCCCCCAAUCUCCAGAUCAUUUGCCUUUCUCUAUAUUUAGCUCAACCCCCAGUGUUACAUAGGCCAAAAAGUUCCGUAAUUGUUUUCUAGGGGAAAAAAAGUAUCAAACAUCAACAUAAGCAAAGUUUCAGUGUUGAUACUGUACAUGACCAGGUUGUCUUGGAAUAAAGUGUAAAGAAGAAGAUCUUUAUACUUCCCCCCAUGUUUUUAUUCCCCUGAGAUUCAUUCUUUGGGUCUACAGCGCAAAUUGUAUUUUUUAAUAUCAUCCCGUGGGCCACUUAAUCUUUCUAGAAUGACAAAUAAAAGAAGUCAGGAUCAAAGGGAUCUAGGAAGCAAAGUUGUUUCUGUAUAACCAUUGCCAUCAAUGUCAAGCCACUUACUCUCUCCUGCCAGCUUACUGGUGUGAAUUAAAUUUUGUUUUGCAGAAUUAGAUAUGGUAUAAUCAAGGAGUCGGAGGAGAAUGGCAAGUUGGAUAACAGAGUAAAGGGAAGAUUAGAACUUCAGGGUUUUCCUUUCCAGCUACAGAAAAGCUACUUAAAAUAGAUCAUAAUGCCGACUGGGGUCUUUUCUUAAUUUCUAUACAUCAUGCUCCACAAGUUGCAAUUUUAAAGAAAACAAGAAGAAGCAACAUAGUAGACCGGAAAGCAAUAUUUUCUUCAGUUAUUUUGUCUACCAAAGAAUCAUGCUGACAUUCUGGCUGCAGAAUUAUUAAAACCAAUUUUAGUUUUGAUGUAACAGUUGGUUUCUUUUCUACUUUAAUGACUGCUUGGAAAGAUAAAUGAGCAAAUUAUAAUUGUCAGAUUGUUAGAUAAGAUUUUGGAGAGGGGAAUACUUUUGUGUUAUUCUUGGCUUCCCUUUGAAUAUAUAAAAUCCACCCAGUGAUUGUACACAGAGACAGUUACAAAAUACUAACCCUAAAUCUCAAUUACAUGACAGUGUUAUUACAUUCAAGCUAACUGGUUUGUGACUAACUUAACUACUGAAAACCCACCAUUGAGAUAUUUGAUAGCAAAUGGGAGACUUUAUUUAUUUACAGUUUGCUUGGUUAUAACCAACCCUCAGUCAAAAAUGACGGAUCUCAAAGUUAUGAUGAUGUCAGCAAUUUGGUGCUCCCUCAGUGUAGCAGGAAUUUAGGGUUCUGUUUGUUUUUUAGUAUUAGUGGCUUUUUCUGCCCAACGUAAACUCCCCCCUUCGGGGGAAAAGGGCAGCAUACAAAUGAAAUAAACAUUACUUCGAAUGAUAAGACCUGAAGAUGUCUGUAUUCACCUGAAUUUAUCUUCAGUGUAGAUUUGAGUUUAUGCUUCUGUUACUGAUAGCCAAUGUUUUGUAUCCCUAUAUCUGCAUGCAAAAACAAAACAAAAAAUUUUUAAUGUCCAUCUUCUGUACCACCAAUAACAGGAGCUAAUAUGAGAAAUUUGAACAAUCUCAAACAUUCUACUUAUGGAAAUAACUCACAAAUCUGUAAUUGCAAAUGUUAGUUUUACAAUUAUUUUAUAUUUAAUAUGAACAGGAAAGGUGGGGAAUAUGAAUUAAGAUUUUUGCAAUGGUAAAAAUGUUUUGGGAAUAUAAUUUUAAUUGUGUUGAUUUGAAUAUCAUAGUAUUCCAUCUUCAGUGUACAGUGGGUGAUUCAACACUAAGAGGUUGUUUUAAUGUAAUGGAACUUUUUCAUAGGUCAACAUCUAUUUUAUUUAAUUUUUUUUACAUGUGUUAGAUGGCAUAUCCUAUAAUUCUGUAAUGGUGAGUUUAUUUUAGAUGUAGCUAGCUGGGGUAAAUUGUCCUUUCAAAGUCUUUGGGUUGGCUGGCUAGAAGUUAUUAAAGCUAGUAUAAGUUAAAGCUUUUGUUCAUUAAAUCAAGAGAUUCCUUAUAUUUUAAGGGAAAUAUUUUGCCUGUACAGUCUUAUUUGGCAAUCCAGUUUUAUUUUACAAGUACAGGCAAAAAAGUUCCUACAUGCGUGAUGUUGAUCAAUAAUCCUGUUGAAUAUAUGACCUAACUACUGAACAGCAUUGUGUCUAUAAUUGUUGGAAAGUUUUGUUUAUUGUGACUAUCGCUUGAUGAAGUAUCUAUUAGUGAAAUUCAUGUUCAUGCAUCAUUGCCUGAAGAAAGUGCAAAUGCAAAUGAAUUGUGUGCUAACACUAUAAUUUGUGAAAGAACAUUUGUGAAACAACAUGCUACAGCGAUUUUGCUAAAAACUUUCUCAUCAAGAGAUGGUAUCUCCAUCAGUUCUUCUGGAGAAAACCAUGUUUCCCAAUACUCCAAAGAAUUUCUCAGCCUUGGUCAUUUAAAAUAUUUGGAUUUCAACUCCCAGAAAUCCUCAACCAGUGUGCUGACUGUUGAAUUCUGGGAAUUGAAGUCCACUCGUCAUAGAGAAGUUAAGGUUGAGAAACAUUGCCACUGAUGUCCAUUGGAGCUGAUAACCUACCUUGUGCAUCCUGCUCCCCAUUGUGGAGAUAUGGUCUCAUCUGUUAAUUCUUCACCAUUGCCUGAAGUCCCCGUUGUGGCAUAGCUUUGCUGUAAUUGGCUGUCUGUAACUUGAUUCUUGAGACGUCUGCAUCCCAAAAUCAAGGGGUUAUGUUGAGGAUCAAGAGCACAUUAUGCUCAGUUCCCCCGUAAGCCUCAGAUUAUCCUGGUUUCAUCAGCAGCUGCAUGAAAUAAUUGGGAGACAACAUAUUUUUUUUCAAAUUGUAAUAUUCCUGUGACAAAAUAUAUUCCAUAAAUAUGACAGAUCAGCAAGAAUACACAUUUGUUGACUUUCCCACUGCUGUCCUGACAGCAGUAAUUUAUAGCUUUAUCCAGAACUGUCCUGUGCAUGCAUCAGUAUGUUUCUCUGCCUCUUGUUCUAACUUGACUUGCCAGUUAUUACCUUCAUGUUCUCACCUGAGCAACAGGUCUUGUCAGUUUCAUUUAAUCAGGUGACAGCAAGAGAAAUAAUUACUUUUGACGCCAUCAGCAAUAUGUUAUCUUGGCUGAAUCAAGAUGCUUCCAGUUUCUGUGCAAAAUAUGUUGAAAAGGGCAGUUCUAACAUUCCUGGAUCUGGCUCAGCCAAUUUGCUGUUUCUAUUUCUGCUCCUAUUGACAGUGGAAAUUAAAUGGAAGAACCCUUUGAGCUAUGUAUUCAUUUUCCAUUUAUUCAUGUGUAUUGUUACUACAAUUUACGAAUCUCUCCAUUUGCAAAUACCAUCUAUAUCCUAACUAUUUGCAUUAUUUUUCCUCUAGG
Thamnophis elegans (Western terrestrial garter snake) is the source of this 8890-nucleotide messenger RNA. It is a transcript of the gene JUP, whose product is annotated as junction plakoglobin. The transcript is spliced from 15 exons. NCBI's taxonomy places the organism in Eukaryota, Metazoa, Chordata, Lepidosauria, Squamata, Natricidae. Gene Ontology annotation, biological process: cell adhesion; positive regulation of transcription by RNA polymerase II. The record is from RefSeq and is a predicted model, not a curated record. Gene Ontology annotation, molecular function: transcription coactivator activity; protein phosphatase binding; cadherin binding. The coding region runs from base 55 to 2418 and encodes 787 amino acids. Gene Ontology annotation, cellular component: catenin complex; adherens junction.